AUGCCGCGAUUGAUUGGUGUUGAGGAGGUUGCUAAGCACAACACCAAGGAGGACUGCUGGGUCAUCCUGAGUAACAAGGUGUAUAACCUGACGGAGUUUGUGAACGAACACCCAGGCGGUCCUGAGGUGCUGAAGAAGUUUGCCGGCAAGGACGGCACGGCGCUGUUCGACAAAGUGCACCCGAAGGACACGCUUGAGAAGUACGCCAGGCCGGAGUGGUUUGUCGGCGAUCUCGACACGGGUGUUGCGAAGAGGCUGCUCACGUACGAUGAGGUGACGAAGCACAACACGAAGGACGACUGCUGGAUCAUUCUGGGCAACAAGGUGUUCAACUUCACGGACUUUGUGCAGCUGCACCCUGGUGGUCCCGAAGUCAUUAUCAAGUUUGCCGGUAAGGACGGUACCAAGGUGUUUGAAAACGUGCAUCCGAAGGACACGCUGGAGAAGCAUGCGAAGCCCGAGUGGUUCAUGGGCGAGCUAGACCCUAACACCAUUCCCCAGGAGCUCAAGGACGCGGCCAACAAGGAAGAAGAGGAGGAGCGUGCGCGCCGUGCCAAUGUUCCGCCGCUAUCGCAGUGCCUCAACCUGCGCGACUUUGAGCUCGUGGCCAAGAAGGUGUUGACGCCGGAAGCGUGGGCGUACUAUUCGUCGGCGGCCGAUGACCAGGAGACGUACCACGAGAACACGUCGAUCUUCCGUCGCAUCUGGUUCCGUCCGCGUGUGCUUCGAAACGUGCGCAAUGUCGACCCCAGCACCUAUAUCUUGGGCUUCCCUAGUCCCUUGCCGAUCUACAUUACUGCUACGGCCCUCGGUCGUCUCGGUCACCCUGACGGUGAGCUGAACCUGACGCGCGCAGCUGCUCGCACCGGUCUGAUUCAGAUGGUGCCGACGCUCUCGUCGUGCUCGUUCGAGGAGAUUGUGGGCGGGCGUGAUGAAGAGGGCAAGCCCACGCAGUUCUUCCAGCUCUACGUGAACAGCGACCGCAGCGUUGUGUUGGAUAUGCUGCGUCGCGCUGAGGAGGCCGAUAUCAAGGCCAUCUUUAUCACGGUCGAUGCGCCGCAGCUUGGUCGUCGUGAGCGUGAUAUGCGUAUGCACUUUAGCGACGAGGGUUCGAAUGUGCAGAGCGGCAACGAUGUGGAGCGUGAUGAGGGCGCUGCACGUGCGAUCAGCUCGUUUAUCGACCCAAGUUUGACGUGGGAUGAUGUGCUCUGGAUCAAGAAUCACACGCGCAUUCCGAUCUUGCUCAAGGGUGUCCAGGCAUGGGAAGAUGCCGUGCUGGCCUAUGAGAUGGGUCUGGCGGGUAUUGUUCUCUCGAACCACGGUGGCCGUCAGCUAGACUUUGCGCGCUCGAGUAUCGAAGUACUGGAAGAGGUUGUGACAGAGAUGCGCAAGCGCAACAUGUUCCCCAGCAACAACUUCCAGCUGUUUGUCGACGGUGGUAUUCGUCGUGGCACCGAUAUCCUCAAGGCCGUGGCGCUGGGCGCUACGGCUGUGGGCAUUGGCCGUCCGUUCCUGUAUGCGUACUCCGCCUACGGCCCGGACGGUGUGGUACGUGCGAUCAACCUGCUGCACGACGAGAUUGAGAUGAAUUUGCGCCUGAUCGGUGCGCCUACGCUGAAGGAUGUCGUACCGGAGAUGCUGGAUCUGCGUGCGCUGCAUGCCCAUGGCUCGACGGUGGCGCCGCGCGAUGGCUCGACGGUGUUUGACCCGCACGGCCACGGCCGCUUGUAA
Malassezia pachydermatis is the source of this 1731-nucleotide messenger RNA. Its product is annotated as cyb2-l-lactate dehydrogenase (cytochrome b2). Gene Ontology annotation, molecular function: L-lactate dehydrogenase (cytochrome) activity; heme binding. The transcript has a single exon. The record is from RefSeq and is a predicted model, not a curated record. Gene Ontology annotation, biological process: lactate metabolic process. The coding region runs from base 1 to 1731 and encodes 576 amino acids. NCBI's taxonomy places the organism in Eukaryota, Fungi, Basidiomycota, Malasseziomycetes, Malasseziales, Malasseziaceae.